This is a messenger RNA of Rhinocladiella mackenziei CBS 650.93, 1089 nucleotides long. RefSeq lists its product as uncharacterized. Gene Ontology annotation, biological process: DNA recombination; double-strand break repair. The record is from RefSeq and is a predicted model, not a curated record. Lineage: Eukaryota; Fungi; Ascomycota; Eurotiomycetes; Chaetothyriales; Herpotrichiellaceae. Gene Ontology annotation, cellular component: nucleus. Gene Ontology annotation, molecular function: DNA binding. The transcript has 2 exons. Bases 1 to 1089 code for a protein of 362 amino acids.
AUGCGUUCGAGCUGGGUGAUCAGACUGCUUCAAGCGGAAAAGGUCAACAGCCCGAUCCUCGUCAGAGUUUCGAGAAAGGAAGGUGGGCACGAUCUUGACCUGGAUCUUCUCGCUACGGAUGUCCGCCAGCGCAAUCUAAAGAAACUAAGAGCGAAAAACUACGAAGGAUCUGACGAUGAAUGGGCUGGAAUCAUUUCUUUCGGGUUCGCUCUUCAAAAGGGAGGCUCGAUCAGCACCGCACAAAAGCCAAACCUCGAAGUCACUUGUUCAAUCGUAGGCAAAGACCCCAAGUCGACUCUGUCGAUCGCCUUCCGAAAUAAAAUCGAAGACAUCACCCAGCAUCUGGGAACGAUUGACCUACCUCAAACUGAAGACACUGACGACAUCGACUUGUUUGGAUGGGCUCUCCAAGCAGCCGAACAGCGAGAUGGGUUGGAAGAAGAAGUCACAGAUCUAAGAGGAAAAGUCGAGGCAAAAGAUGAAGUAGUGACGGACCUCCAGAAACAAAUCCAAGAAUUGGUAAAGACCAAAGCGGAACACGAGACACAGAUGCUCUCCAAAUUUACAGUGCUUCUGAACGAGAAGAAGCUGAAAGUAAGGAACAUGCAACGAGUCAUGGCCACUGCACAAACAGACCAGAAGAGGUUGAAACAACUGCGGUCAGUUAUCAAAGAUGAGGAAGCUAUGCCAACAGGUCGUCGCACCAAACGGCUGGUUGAAGAUGUUUCCGACAAUGAGGAAACAGAAGAAAGCGAAGGCUUUGAGACCAUGGACGUGGAUACUGUUGGCCACCAUCAGCAGAACGUUGACUCGCCGGAGUCCAAUCCAUCAACUCCACCUCGAUCAGAACCUGACGAUGAAGAUGACGAUCUUGAUGCUAUCGCCCGGUCACAGGUAAGAGCCAUGAAUGCGGCCCAGGAUUCGAGAAAGAAGUCACCCAGUCCACUCACCCCUCGGCGAGAGCUACCGUCCCCGAAGAAGACGGACCGUCAGGCUAAGCCCACAGUUGAAGAAAAGAGAAAGCAGAAUUCCCAGCCUGCGACAAUGUCGGAUGAUGAAGAGACCGCCAGUGAAGAUGAUGAACUAUGA